Molecule: messenger RNA, 2922 nt
Organism: Passer montanus (Eurasian tree sparrow)
Lineage: Eukaryota; Metazoa; Chordata; Aves; Passeriformes; Passeridae
Gene: GJE1
Product: gap junction protein epsilon 1
Exons: 3
Coding region: 173-790 (205 amino acids)
Biological process (GO): cell communication
Cellular component (GO): connexin complex
Source: RefSeq, a predicted model, not a curated record
GCUGCUGACGGUGCUGCCCGGGGAUUAUCGGCGGGCGCCGGCCGGCCCCGCUUUUGCCGCGCCCGCUGCCGGCCCGAGCGCGGGGCCCGCGGGGGACAAAGGGCGGAGCGAGCCGGGGCCGGGGCCGGGGUCGGGGCUGGGGCCAGGCCCACACAGGGCACCUUCCCCAGCCAUGUCCCCCAACUACAUCCGGAGCUUCUCGGAGGGAUGUCUCAGGCCGCCAACAGUAAUUGGACAAUUCCACACUCUUUUUUUUGGCUCAAUUCGAAUGUUUUUCCUUGGUGUUUUGGGCUUUGCUGUUUAUGGAAAUGAGGCCUUGCAUUUCAGCUGUGACCCAGACAAGAGAGAGGUUAAUCUUUUCUGUUACAACCAGUUCAGACCUAUAACUCCUCAGGUAUUCUGGGCAUUACAGCUGGUGAUUGUACUGGUACCUGGAGCCUUUUUUCACCUUUAUGCUGCUUGUAAGAGCAUCAAACAGGAAGAUAUUCUCCAAAAGUCAUCCUACACUGGUUUUUAUAUCUUCUCUGUUUUCUUAAGGAUUGUCCUUGAAGUUGUGGCUUUUUGGCUUCAGAUUCAGCUCUUUGGUUUCAAAGUGAACGCAAUCUACAUGUGUGAUGUGGGAGCACUUGAUAAAAAGUUUAACGUUACUCGGUGCAUGGUGCCAGAACACUUUGAAAAGACAAUCUUUCUUAUUGCAAUGUACAUGUUUACUGUGAUUACAGUGAUCUUGUGUGUUGCUGAAAUUUUUGAGAUCUCAUGUAGAAGGCUAGGUUUUCUAAAACCUCAGUGAUGUCAACUUGCACUCAUUUACUGCUCUGUCCACCUGCAGCUUUGUAAUAAUGGUUUCAAACCACAGCAGGAAAACAUCUCCUGCCCGCUAUGCAGUGCUGCAGAAAAGAACCACACUCAUGGUUACUGAGGCAGAAUAGUCACUUGACAUAAACUCCUCACCUAAAAACUUGCACACUAUGAGAAUAAUCUUUGUUUCCAUGUCAAGGUCAAAAGCACUAAGAUCUCCAAGAGCAGUAUAUUUUCAUGACCUGCCACCUAUGAUAGUUCUGCCUCCAGAGGAGUGUCUGUGUGUGAGGAGAUGGUUAUUUAUAAACACAUUUCUAUUCACAGCUUUUCUGAACACAUGCCAUCUGAGCUAAUAAGGCCAUUGCACUUCUAGGAAAAAUUGCAAAUUUUUUACAUGUUCUUAUGGCUUGAGAAUUGAACAAUAAUAGUGGAUGCUCUCUGGGUACCAGAAAGCAUUCAAGCAUCUUCCCAAGAAGUGCCACUGAGAUGCAAUCUGCAACUCAGCCCCCGGGGGCAGAGACUCCUGGUUAGGCUGUGGUGACAACAUAUCCAUGGAUACCAGUUUAGCCUGCAGAGGCUCAGCUACUGUCACCUGCUGGCUCAGAAUCUCCUUUUAAAAGUGGAAGGUAUUCUUUGUGUUGAUUGCAAUGCCUAAUUAUGUUUUGGCUUACCAUGUAGAAGAUUUUUACCAAUUUAGUAUGAUCACAUUUUGAACGAGGAAAAGGGCUUUUAACAAUUUAACAUAAGCGGCUUCAAAGUGUCAAAAUAAAAUCUUGAAGAAAAGCCUUUCCUAGGCCCAAUUAUGAUUUGAUUUCAAUGUAUUUUGCUUGUGUGUGACUGCCAAAUUGGGCCCACAGAAUUUUCUGCUGUUUGUGUCACACCUAACUUUUUCUUGCUCUGACUAAAGCUGUUAGAAUAACACUGAAAAAAGAACUCUGCAUAUUAAAAUUAUUCUAUGCAGUAAGUAUAUUGGGUUAGGUUAGGUCUUAAACUUUUUAUAGGCAUCAGAUGUUUUUGUGUGCAACAGCUUCUUCUUAAGGUCUAAUAAACAUACUAUAUAUAGAAGUGAUUUCCUUGUGCUGAAGUGAGAUAAAGAAAAGAAAACAGAUUUCAGAAUCAGAAAGAAAGGAGGAGGUAUUUUCCUGUAUAAAAUAUCUACAAAUAGCUAUAAUAACAAUCAACGAUUUUCCAUCUGUUUUUCAAACAUAAAAAGCUGAGAUCUUGAUAACAGAAUCUGGGUAAUUCCAGAAAUAUUUAGAAAAUUCUGGAAAAAUUCUUACCAACUCUUUUACCACCAAGUGUUUAGUUAAUUAGCCCAAAACACAGUUGAAUUAUAACAGUCUUGUAAUUCUCACCCACAAAAGUAAACCUGCCAAAUAAAUGGAAUAGCAAGUUUUAGGUAUCUUGGAUUUGAUUGAAUCUAUGCCAUUUAAAACAAAGUGGGCUACAACUAGAUGUGUGGUUUUUUGAUAUGCUGAUCAAGAACAAAACUAUGUAUUUCAAUACAUUUGCUAUAUUAAAACAUUAAUAUUAUUUUUUCCCUAUGGAAAUAAGUUAUAUUUUAAGUUUUCUUAAAUGUCCAGUCAAAGCUAUCAGAUUUAUGCAAUAUUAAACUAGUUAUGUGAUAUUUGCAAGCAUUGCAAGUGAAAUAAAAAUCACUGUGCUAACUUGGUGUUUGCAUAAUAAGCCAUGUUCUUUGGUUGAUACAUGUCUGAUUUUUCACUGUAUAUGUCAAUGUCCAUCUGGAAUUAUUCUUUCCAAUUGAAACUUGUAAUCUCAGGUAAAAAAUAUUUAGAAAAACAUACCGUAUAUAGACUACUAAGAAAAAGAAUUUACUUUCAUGUGCUAGGUACAGUUGUUACCAAUGGUACACUUGGAAUCCCACUUCAUCAGUUAUUUGUAUAAUAAUAAAAUAACCUAAUCACAAACUUGUCAGUAUUUUCCCUGGUGCUCAAUAUGUCAUUGCUUGUCAUUCUCCUGUAAAUUUCCAAACACUUCAGAAGGGUCAGAAGAGUGCCAAAACCCCCAAGCCCUCAAGAGUUGUUUAUGUUCUUGUUACCAUCAAGAGCCUUGAAGAACAAGUAUUGGUAUGGGACUGUCUGAGGAUCCCUAGAGAGAGCUGGA